Pogona vitticeps (central bearded dragon) is the source of this 705-nucleotide messenger RNA. The record is from RefSeq and is a predicted model, not a curated record. NCBI's taxonomy places the organism in Eukaryota, Metazoa, Chordata, Lepidosauria, Squamata, Agamidae.
AAGCCAUUGCUAGGCCUGGCUCAGAGCAGGCCGUUUCCUACCCAGGAAGAACACGCACAAGAGGGUACCAGGCAGGGACCAAGCCAUCUGCUACCUCAGAAGGGAUGGCAGAUCUGGAAACAGCUUUCCGUAAAUAUGCCGUCUUUGGAGACACAUCCGCCAGCGGCAAUGACAUGACGAGCAAGAACUUCUCCAAAAUGAUGAAGGAAUGUGGCGUGAUGGAUGGAAAAUUAGUGACCAGCACUGAUGUGGACAUCCUCUUCAGCAAAGUCAAGACCAAGGGAGCCCGUAAUAUCACAUACCCGGAAUUUCUUGAAGCUCUCAAGGAGCUGAGCGUUAAGCGUUUCAAAGGGAAGUCCCCCGAGGAGGCAUUGCAGGCCACGCACCAGCUAUUAGUGGGCAAAGAUCCGUCUCUUGUGGGAGCAACGAAAUCUGUCACGGCUGGAGCAGUGGAUAGACUGACGGACACUAGCAAAUACACGGGCUCUCACAAGGAACGAUUUGAUGAGAGUGGCAAGGGCAAGGGGAUCGCCGGGCGUGCAGACUUAGCUCAGAACACGGGCUAUGUCGGGGCCUACAAGGGGGCUGGAACCUAUGACAAGAGCCACUAAAGGUGUGUGGAGGCCAUCUUGCAGCACCCUCUAAGAUCUUUCCUGUCCCUUUUGUCCAUGAACGGUAGGGGAGGCCAAUAAACAACUGCUCUGA